Centruroides sculpturatus (bark scorpion) is the source of this 2449-nucleotide messenger RNA. RefSeq names its product SEC14-like protein 2. NCBI's taxonomy places the organism in Eukaryota, Metazoa, Arthropoda, Arachnida, Scorpiones, Buthidae. Gene Ontology annotation, cellular component: cytoplasm. The record is from RefSeq and is a predicted model, not a curated record. The transcript has 12 exons.
CUAAAUCAAUAUCACCCAGUGACGUCACGGCUAAUGCGCCAUGACGGUUUCUGGGUGAAAAUAUACCACAUCUAUCCGAAAGAAUUUUAAAGUAGCAAAAAUAUUCCAUUGGUAAUAGUUAAAAAGGUAUAGACGUGUUUAAAUAAUUAAAAAUGAGCGGAAGAGUCGGUGAUCUCAGCGACGAACAACUCGCCGUUUUGGAUGAAUUUCGAGGAACUAUGGAUGAUAUUUUACGACCCCAUCAUGAUGAUUACUUCCUUUCUCGUUGGCUUCGUGCAAAAAAUUAUAAUUUGACUGAAGCAGUGAAUAUGCUAAGAACUAGUCUACAAUGGAGAAAUCAAAUGAAAGCUGACACAUUAAUAGAUGAAUAUGAUCCACCAGAGGUUCUUUUAAAAUAUUUUCCUGGUGGAUUAAUUGGUCAUGACAAAGAAGGUUGUCCUCUUUGGAUAAUCCCAUUUGGAAACAUGGAUAUUAAAGGAUUAUUUUAUUCUGUGAAGAAAUCAGAGUUUAUUAAAUACGUUGUCAAACUGAUGGAAGUCAGUGAACAGGAAAUGAGAGAUCAGAGUGAAAGAUUGGGAAAAGUUGUUGAAACUCAUAGCAUUAUAUUUGAUUUGGAAAAUCUCACUAUGAAGCAAGUUGCUUGGAAACCUGCUAUUGAUAUGAUAACUCAACUGGUAAAAUUAUUUGAAGAUAACUAUCCAGAGAGAUUGAAGAAAGCCUAUGUUUUAAACCCAUCCAGGAAUUUUGUGAUUAGGGAUAACUUAAUCAAAUGAUCAAUAAUGGCAAAAAAAAUUCAUGUUUAUAUGAAAGAAACUUGGAAGCCAGCAUUAUUAGAAGAUAUAGACAGUGAUGUCUUACCAACUUAUUGGGGUGGAAGCAGAACAGAUGAUGAUGAUGAUCCAAAAGUUUCAUCUAUUAUCUGUCAAGGUGGUGCAGUUCCUUGUUCCUCAUAUACAGCACCUAGUCGUCGUCUUUCCAUUGAUCAGAAUAUGACAGCAGCUGUAGUUGAGAAAAAAACACAACUGCCAAUAGAAUUUCAAGUAACAGAACCUGGUUCGGUUCUUCAAUGGGAAUUUCAGACUGAAGAUUACGAUAUUGGAUUUGGAGUAUAUUGCAAAUCUGAAAAUGGAGAACAGAAAGAACUCAUUCCCAUUCAACGUGUAAAUUGUCACUUAGUCCCUGAAGAUGGUAUGGUUGUAUGUGAUACAGCAGGAACAUAUAUUUUGAAAUUCGAUAACUCAUUCAGCUGGUGUCGUCGAAAGAGGCUCAUGUAUCGAGUUGAGGUUAUGCCACCUACUAAAAAAGAAGAAAUGAAAGAGAUAACCCAAAAUAGUGAAAAUAUUCCAGUAUAAUUAGUCCAAACUUAAAGGAUGCAGAUUUGCCACUUUAUAAAUUGCAUCCAAUUUCAUUAAUGUGCCCUAAUUAAUUGUUCUAAUCUUACUCUAUACAAGUUAAUUUGAAUAUUUAAAUCCAAAAUUUUGUCAAAUUGGCAUUGAGAGAAAUUUCAUUAUGUAAUUAUAUGUGCUAUAAGGAGUGAGAUUGUUUAUAAAUUUAAACUAUUUCUUUCUAUCAAAGAUAUCUAUAAUGUGACGGUAAAAUCAUAUACAUAUAUAUACAUAUAUAUUUUUAUUAAGAAUUUUUAAUUAUUUCCCUUCAAAAAUAUGCAUCCAAAUGAUUAUGAAUUUAGCCAUUUAACAAAAUGGCAAAUAUGCAGUAAAAUUCCAUAUCAGUAGCAUCUAUCUAAUUGUUGAAUGUUUUAUCAAUUAUCCAUAAAAUGUUCUUAAUAGUUGUAAAAAUUUUAUUAUUCCUUCCUAAAUAAAUAAAUAUAAACAAGUUAUAGAAUAUUAAAAUCCACAUAGAAAAUGCAUUAACCCCUCAAUGCAUUUUGUUCCAAAAAUCACUUUGAUAUUACUUUAUAGUGAUUUGAGAGAAAAUGAAAAAUAUUUUAUCUUAAUAGUUUACAAAAUGUUAUUAUAGACUAUUUAUAAAUAUUUUUAAUUAAUAUAUUGGCAUAUUUAAAUGAUGACUGGCCAAAUUUAAUACGUAAGAAGAAAAACUGCAGUUACUAUGUUAAAUUCAUGUAGUGAAUUUCAAAUAUUAAAAUUGUUAGAUAAACUCACAUGCUUGAGGGGUUAAAACUCACUUCUAAAGCAUUUGUUGUUGUUCAGUGUAUUCAAAUGCACAAGAAUCAUAAGUUUUGACAACACAACUGAUUAAUCCAAGUUAAAUUAAAACAAUAAACUAAAUCUUAAUAGUUAUUUAUAAAAAAAGUUAUUUUCUAUAGCUCUCAUAUAGAUCAGGUAAUAUUAUUUAACAUAGAUUUAAAGUAAUGUGAUUAGAUUUUUCUUACUGUAUCUUGUGUUGUUUUUCUUUUACAUAUUUGAAACCAAAAUUCUGAAUAAGUUGGCAUUGGAGGUGUUUUUACAUACAUAUAUAAAUAUUGAUAUAU